AUGGCUUCGGCGGGAACAUCGAGUCGUCGUACUCGUCAGGCAGUCGUUGGCGAGUCAAGCAAGCGAUCGUUGCGCGAAAGAGCAGCCACUCCCUCAUAUGUCGACCCAGAAACCGAUGAUGAGGAUGAGCUUGGCCAUGAUUAUGAGCCAGCUUCUCCACCGGCACCUCGCAAGGCACCUCGCUUGAUCUUACGAGCACCACAGCGACCACAACGCCAAGUGCGACCGAUCCGACAGGCAACAAAGAGAUAUGUUGAGCCGGACAGUGAUGAUGAGAGCGAAGAUGAAGGGGUAGUCGAACCUGCUCAGAGAUCCUCACGGUCAUCUGGGCGGCUCACCAGACAAACGGCCACCAGCUACGCCGAACCAGACUCCGACGACGAUGUCGACGACGAAGCCGAAUUUGUACCCGUAGCUCCGCCUCAGCUUCAGCAUCGACAAGAAGCCCGGGCGCCACCACGCAAGCGACGCAAGGUACAGGCACGGCCUCGACCGCAGACCAGGCUGAUGAGAGGUGACAAGGGCAAGGCUGCCGUGAAGUCUGUUUUGCGUGGUAUAGGAAAGAAGCGACGGUGGAACACUGUCGGUGCUCCACCAAAGCAAGCAUUCACAGGACCGAGCGAUAAGAAGAUACCUGACUGGGCAUCUUUACCCAUCAACAUACUUCGGGACAUCUUCAUCUUCGCAUCGCAACCUGUGCACGAGCAGACACGAACAGCCAGCGCAAAUGUCGACCGGCUACUGAAGACGGCACGGCUUAGUCCACUCCUCAACAACCUGCAACCACAUCAUCUGCUUGAAUUACUACAGAUACCUAAGGAGAAAAGAUGCAUAAACUACAACGCCAAAGUCAAGAGUUUGCAGAUUGAUGUCAGACGACUGGCAUACACUGCUACGGGCAGAGGACUGUUCGACAUCAGUCUACUGGUGGCUGAAUGUCCACAGUUGCAGCAGGUGGAGAUCUUGCAUCCCGUCGACGAACCUCCCUUCAGACCUCUGAAGAUCCAGAACUGGCACUAUCCAGCCAACUUCUUCGAAUCGUUAGAGGAGCACGGCACGAAACUACGUAGCUGGAGGUGGAACAGAGACAUGAUCAAUAUCAUAGAUGCCAGCGAGAUGUAUGCCCUCAUGGUCAAGACCCAUAGUGGGAAGUCUUUCGAGUACUUGACCAAGCUCACGUUAUGUGGCUAUGACUGGAACGAUAGUGCUGAGCCGGCUGAGGCGGAAGGUGGCGCCACGAGUGCUGCAACAGCCCCUGGUCUCGCAACAUCGAUCGGCCUGAUACCAAGACUAAAGGACCUUACUUUCAUAUCUUGCGAAGUGCUCGUGGAUAACUUCUUAGAGCGUCUCCCAACAAACCUGGAACGCCUGGAAAUCACGAACUGCCUCGAGCUGACAAGUGGCAUGCUGCAAUCAUACCUUCUCACUGGUGGAUCACAGGUUCGCGAGCUGGUUCUCAAUCACAAUCCCGCUCUCAACCUUACCUUCCUCACUUCUUUGAAGACUGCCUGCCCGAAGUUGGAAGUGCUCAAGAUGGAUCUGCGGUUGUUCAGCGAGAAGAUCAACAGCAACGAUGCAGAACCACUAUACGAAGAACUGCUAGGCAGCGAGGAUAUACCGACCUGGCCCUCCACUUUACGCCAUCUAGAGUUGACGCAGCUGAACCGCUGGCAAGCAGAAGCGGCACAAAACCUCUUUCGCUCUGUCGUAGACAAUUCUGCCGACCUACCUGAUCUUCGCAUUCUGAUCUUACAUUCCCACAUCAAUAUUCCCUGGCGCCAACGAGCCGAGUUUCGCGAUCAGUGGAUCGACCGUCUACACCAAGUCUAUGCUCGCCGAGCAGAUGCGCCAAAUCCGUAUCUCGGGUCGCUUAGACAGUUCGCAGAGUGGAAAGCUGCGCAAGCGGUCGGAUGGGACAUCAAGCAGAACGGCCGUGCCAAACCUGAUGAUCCAGAAGCUCCGGGUGAUUUUGUUGUCGGCAGAGGAAUAUCGCAUGUCCAGAUGUCGUCACCUAAGAGACACGACGGAGAUACGGAUGUCUUCAGUGAGUCGUCGCCGGAGAAGCAAGAUGGUGACAAGGCGAAGGUGAGGAGGAGCACGAGGGUCAAGGAGUCUGUGGCACGCGUACCGUUAUCUGCCACAGGUAGUGAUAGUGGAGGAGAAGAAGAAGAUGAGGACGACGAGCAAGAGGAUCAGACCGGUCUGCACGUUCAGGGCUUGUGCAAUAUUGUCGACAUUCGUAUUGACAACCAGCGACCACGAGAGAAUGAGUUCACCGCUGGCGAUUUCCUCGAUGAUGAGAUAAGCGGAGACGAAGACUGGCAAGAAGGCAACGAUAAUGAUGCUGAUGAUGGGUAUGCUUGGUAG
Molecule: messenger RNA, 2367 nt
Organism: Recurvomyces mirabilis
Lineage: Eukaryota; Fungi; Ascomycota; Dothideomycetes; Mycosphaerellales; Teratosphaeriaceae
Exons: 2
Coding region: 1-2367 (788 amino acids)
Source: RefSeq, a predicted model, not a curated record